Thyridium curvatum is the source of this 1494-nucleotide messenger RNA. RefSeq lists its product as uncharacterized. Bases 1 to 1494 code for a protein of 497 amino acids. The record is from RefSeq and is a predicted model, not a curated record. Gene Ontology annotation, cellular component: membrane. The transcript has 5 exons. Lineage: Eukaryota; Fungi; Ascomycota; Sordariomycetes; Thyridiales; Thyridiaceae. Gene Ontology annotation, biological process: transmembrane transport; carbohydrate transport. Gene Ontology annotation, molecular function: carbohydrate:proton symporter activity.
AUGCGAUCCUCACGUCUAAACAUUGAGCUCGGGGUUGAGGCCCCUCGUGCUGUCUACAACUGGCGGGUCUAUGCUCUGGCAUUGGUCAGCAGCAUGGGCGCAGUUAUGUUUGGGUAUGACCUCGGCUUUAUUGGGACAGCUAUCGAGCUUGAAUCAUUCAAAGAAGACUUUGGGCUUCUCCGCGCCAGCCCUUCGAGAAAGUCAGCCUUCUCCUCCAAUGUCGUAUCUCUCCUUCAAGCUGGAUGUAUUGUCGGCUCUCUGGCGGCUGGCCCGUUCAGUGAUAAGUUUGGUCGUCUUCUCAGCCUUUUUUUGACAGCCCUCUUCUACAAUGUCGGCUCUGCCAUCCAAACCGCUGCUCAUGGGUCCGAGGCUCUCAUGCUUGUUGGACGCGGCAUUGGCGGCAUUGGCGUUGGCGCUGCUAGCAUGCUUGUUCCCCUAUAUGUUGCAGAGGCAUCCCCGCCAAACAUUCGCGGUCGUCUCGUGGGAAUUUAUGAGGUUGGAGUGUCCAUGGGGACCAUGAUUGGGUUCUGGAUCAACUAUGGGCUUGACAGAAAUCUACCAUCGAACUCGGCCCAGUGGAUGAUUAGCUUUGCAGUCCAAUUGGUUCCUGGAGGCCUGUUGAUGAUUGGCAUCUUCCUGAUUCCAGAGUCACCAAGAUGGCUUGCAAGAAAGAAGGGCCGCGAGGCGUGUGUCGAGGUUCUUCAGCGGGUUCGAAACAUCGCGGCCGAUCAUCCAUAUCUGGUGGAAGAGGUUCACAGUAUCUUCCAGCAACUUGAGCAUGAAGAGGCCCUCACGGAAGGGAACGGGGUCAAAUCCAUUCUUAAAGAGAUGUUCGGGCCAGCUAUAUUUCGCAGUAUCGGUCUCACUGGUGGCAACACGGCAUUAUUUGCGACCGGCGUGUACGGUCUGGUUCGAUUCGUUGCUAUCUUAGUCUCGAUGUUAAUUGUGGUCGAUCGCUUUGGUCGGACAAGGACUCUAAUGGCGGGAAGUGCGAUCAUGGGCUACGCAAUGUGGUUCAUUGGAGCCUACGCCAAAGUUGCAAAUCCGCCCACCAAGGGAGCUACAAGCAUCACACCCGGCGGCUACGCUGCUGUAGUACAUAUAUACAUUUACGCAGUUGGCUGGUGCUUCUCAUGGGCGGGCAUCCCUUGGAUCUACGCGGCAGAGAUCUUCCCAACGCGUAUAAGGUCGGCUUGUGUUUCGUUUUGCGUGGCCAUUCACUGGAUCAUGAACUUCGUUAUCGCACGCAGUGUUCCCUACAUGAUCACGAACAUUACCUUUGGCACAUACUUUCUCUUCGCCGCAUUCAUGACGGUCGCUAUUCCUUGGGUCUAUUUCUUUGUCCCAGAAACUCGGAAUAUCAGCCUGGAGGACAUGGAUGAAUUGUUCGGUGGCCAACCAGUGGACCACUUGUACAAUGAGAGCAAGGGAGAAACUAUGGACAGAGAGACGUCUGGAGUGGACCAUGUAGAAAGGCCUUGUGUUUCCCCUUAA